This is a messenger RNA of Cucumis melo (muskmelon), 582 nucleotides long. Its product is annotated as NDR1/HIN1-like protein 10. Bases 1 to 582 code for a protein of 193 amino acids. The record is from RefSeq and is a predicted model, not a curated record. Lineage: Eukaryota; Viridiplantae; Streptophyta; Magnoliopsida; Cucurbitales; Cucurbitaceae. The transcript has a single exon. Gene Ontology annotation, biological process: defense response to other organism.
AUGGCAAGUUUAUGGUGUCUUUUAAUAUCCGUUAUCGUUGCUUUUGGGGCAUCUUUUGGGUUCACAGUAUUGAUCUUAUGGCUUGUUUUCAUAACCCACAAGAUCAAAUUCAAUGUAACAGAUGCCACUCUAACCCAAUUCAACUUCACCAACAAUGACACACAACUUCAAUACAACCUUGGCAUUUACUUCACCAUUAGAAACCCUAACGAGCGAGUUGGAAUCUAUUAUGACACCAUUGAAGCAACUGCAAUGUACAAAGAUCAAAACUUUGACACAAGAUUGCUAACUCCAUUUUACCAAACCCCAAAGACAACGAGCUUACUUAGAGGACGAUUUGAAGGGCAACGGGCUGUGGUAAUCGGCAACAACAAGGUUUCUGAAUUAAAAUCUGAGAAACUUGCUGGAGUCUAUUCAGUUGAUGUCAAAUUUCGUCUUUCGUUGAGGUUGAAAUUUGGGAUUUAUAAAAUUGUUAGAGUUAGGCCUAAAGUGGAAUGUAGAUUCCAAGUUCCAUUGAAUUCUAGUGGAACUUCUUCUUUUCCUUGGUUUCAAGAGGCUAUUGGUUGUCAUGUUGAUUAUUGA